GUAGUGCCUCAAACCGGAAGCUCGCCUAAGGCGUGCACUAGACUUCCGGGCGAGAGUUGAGCUAGUUGGUAGCAUGUGGGAGCCGCUGUGGAGAGUCGCUGGCGUCUGAGUCCUGCCCGAAGUCGAGCUCCGGAAAUCCGCCGGCCUGGAGGAUGACGUCCUUAGCCCAGCAGCUGCAACGGCUCGCCCUCCCCCAGAGUGAUCCCAGCCUCUUGUCUCGGGAUGAAGUUGCCUCUUUGUUGUUCGACCCCAAGGAAGCGGCCACCAUCGACAGGGACACCGCCUUUGCCAUUGGAUGCACUGGCCUGGAAGAGCUGCUUGGAAUUGAUCCUUCCUUUGAGCAGUUUGAGGCACCACUGUUCAGUCAGCUAGCAAAAACCUUGGAGCGCAGCGUUCAGACCAAAGCAGUGAACAAACAGCUGGACGAAAACAUUAAAUUAUUUCUUAUUCACUUGUCGCCUUACUUCCUGCUGAAGCCAGCACAGAAGUGUCUGGAGUGGUUGAUUCACAGGUUCCAUAUCCACCUUUACAAUCAAGACAGCCUCAUUGGUUGCGUCCUGCCAUACCACGAGACAAGAAUAUUUGUGCGGGUUAUACAGCUUCUAAAGAUCACUAACUCAAAGCACAAAUGGUUCUGGUUGUUGCCAGUUAAGCAAUCUGGAGUGCCCUUAGCUAAGGGAACUUUGGCCACCCACUGCUACAGGGAUCUUGGGUUCAUGGAUUUCAUUUGUAGUCUGGUGACAAAAUCUGUGAAGGUUUUUGCCACGCACCCUGGGGGCUCAGCUCAGCUGAGGGUGCUCUUGACUUUCUAUGCUUCUACCCUGGUGUCAGCUCUGGUGGCCGCCGAGGACAUAUCAGACAACAUAGUUGCCAAGCUGUUUCCAUACAUUCAAAAGGGAUUGAAAUCAUCUUUACCAGAUUACAGAGCUGCGACGUACAUGAUAAUAUGUCAGAUUUCUGUGAAAGUGACCAUGGAAGACACCUUCGUCAACUCACUGGCUUCACAGAUCAUCAGAACUUUGACCAAAAUUCCCUCUUUGGUCAGGGAUGGACUGGGUUGCUUGAUAGUGGUCCUGCAGAGACAGAAGCCAGAGAGCCUUGGGAAAAAGCCAUUUCCGCACUUGUGCAGCGUUCCUGACCUCGUCACGCUGCUCCAGAGGAUCUCGGAGACGCACGACGUCGGCCCUCUCCUGCGCUACAUGCUUCCCCACCUGGUCACUUCCAUCAUUCGUCACGUCACAGGAGAAGAAGCUGAAGAGCUGGAUGGGCAAACCUGCAGGCGACUCUUGGAAGCCGUGCUCUCCAGUGUACCGCUGAAGAGCGGCUUGGACCACUUGUUGGCCAGCCUCCUUUUUGAAGAGUAUAUUUCGUACAGCUCACAGGAAGAAAUCCAUCCUGAUAAAGUCUCUCUGCUUAACGAACAGUUUCUUCCACUUAUCAGACUUCUAGAAAGCAGGUACCCCAGAACAUUAGAUGCUGUGUUAGAGGAACACCUAAAGGAGGUCACAGACGUGAAGAAGCAGGAGCUUUUCCACCAGUUUAUCUCCCUUUCUACAAGCGGAGGAAAGUACCAGUUUUUAGCAGAUUCUGAUACCUCCUUGAUGCUCAGUCUGAAUCAUCCGCUUGCUCCUGUGAGACUUCUGGCCGUUAAUCAUCUGAGAAACAUCAUGGAAACGUCACAGGAGAGUAUUGACGAGUCUUUCAUAAAAGAAGCUGUUUUAACCCGAUUAGGCGAUGAGAGUAUAGACGUUGUCUUGUCAGCUGUGAACGCUUUUGAGGUUUUCAAACAACACUUCAGUUCAGAAGUGACAGUUUCAAAUCUUCUGAAUCUUUUUCGAAGGGCAGAACUUUCAAAAAAUAGGGGAUGGUACAAGGUACUCGAGAUAGCAGCAGGCAUACUGACUAGAGAAGAGGUCCUGAGAGGGAAUGGUCAGCUGUCAGAUCAGGUGGUGGUGCAUCUGCUGCCGUUUAUGGUCAUCGCCAGUGACGAUGCGGAGUCCCCUGAGGUGAAAAUGGCGGUCUAUUUGUCAAAGUCAGGAAUUUGCUCUUUGCACCCUGUAUUAAGGGGCUGGAGAGAAGCUCUUGAAAAUGUGAUUAAAAGCACAAAGCCAGGAGAACUAAUUGGUGCAGCAAAUCAGAAGAUGAUUGAGUUGCUGGCUGACAACAUAAAGUCAGGGGACCCCUCUUCCAUGUUAAAGAUGGUGGAGGAUUUAAUAAGCAUUGGAGAAAAGGAGCCCUGUAGCCCGAAGCAGAAAGUGACCUUCCACGUGGUCCUGGCUGUGCUUGUUUCUUGCUGUUCAUCCUUAAAAGAAACUCACUUUCCAUUUGCGACAAGAGUCUUCAGUUUGUUACAGAAAAAAAUAAAGCAGCUGGAAGGUGUCAUUACUACAGUGGAGAUCCCCUCGGAGUGGCAUCCGGAGCUGAUGAGGGACAGAGGGAUACCCCUGGAGCUGUGGGCACAUUACGUGGAACAGCUUAGAGCUGCCCAGAGCAUGGCCGUGGAGGACGCAGUUUUACUCGUGUUUUCACUGAAAAAUUUUAUUCACGCGCUCAAGCGUCCUAAGUCAUUUCCUGAAGGCGGCGCCUGGUGGAACCCCGAGCGGCUGCAGGAGGACGGCCGAGGCUACCUGCGCCUGCUGCUCGGGCUCUUCGAGGUGGUGCUCGGUGCUGCCGACGCCGCGCACUUCCGCGUCCUGAUGAAGCUUUUUGUAAAGGUGCAUCUGGAAGACAUUUCCCAGUUCUUCAGGUUCCUUUCUGUUUUAUGGACCUACGGCUCCAGCCUUGCAGACCCGCUGAGCUGCAAAGUGACGGCUGCACUGCAGACCCAAGCCCUGUACGUCGGCCGCGUGCUGCUGUCCUCUCAGGAGGCGCCGUGCCGCCACCAGCUGGCGUCCGCGUCGUCGCCAGUGGUGCCGUCUCUCCUCGUUAGUCUGGGGAGCCCCGUGAAAGAGGUCCGGAGGGCUGCCGCGCUCUGCCUGCAGGCCCUUGGCGGAGCGGCCUCCCACUUCCACCUGCUGGUACAGCACUUGGUUGCGAAAGCGGAGGAGACCACCUCAGACGCCACCUACGUUGUUCAGGAUUUGGCUACUUUAUUUGAGGAGCUACAGAGAGAAAAGAAAGUGAAAUCUCAUCAGAAGUUGUCUGAAACUUUGAAAACCUUACUUAAUUGCAUAUAUAGUUGCCCAUCGUACGUUGGAAAAGAAUUGAUGAAGGUGCUUCGGGAAGUCAACAGUGAGACAGUGCUUUCUCAGCUGUUGCCUAUGAUCGAACAACUACUAGACAAGAUCCAGAAGGAGCCCACAGCCGUCCUGAAAGACGAGGCCAUUGCUCUGCACCUCUCUCUGGGAAAAUACAACGAAUACUCAGCUUCCCUUUUACACAAGGACCCGAAGAGUCUCGAUAUAUUCAUAAAAGCUGUGCACACAACAAAGGAGCUUUACGCAGGAAUGCCAGCCGUUCGGAUUACAGCUCUUGGAAAGAUUACGAAGCCGUUUUUUGCAGCUGUAUCAGAUGAAAGGGUUCAACAGAAGCUUCUGUGCGUGUUGUUCGAUUUACUGGUGAACUGCAAAGACGCACGCUGUGCUCAGACUGUUAGCAGUGUUUUUAAAGGGAUUUCCGUUAAUGCUGAACAAGUCAGAAUAGAACUGGAGCCACCAGAUAAAACGAAGCCCUUGGGCACGAUCCAGCAAGCAAGGAGGCAGAAGAUGCAGCAGAAAAAAUCACAGGAUCUGGAAUCUGGUCAGGACGUUGGAGGUUCUUACUGGCAAAGAGUAACCCUCAUCCUGGAAUUACUGCAGCACAAGAAGAAGCUCAGGAGCCCUCAGCUGCUGGUCCCGGCUCUCUUCAGCCUGCUGUCGAGGAGCUUGGAGCCUCUGCCGCUGGAGCAGGGCAGCAUGGAGUACACCAGACAGCUAAUUCUGAGUUGCUUGCUCAGCAUCUGCCAGAAGCUCUCUCCAGAUGGCGGCAGGAUACCCACAGAUGUUCUUGACGAGGAGAAGUUCAACGUGGAGUUGAUAGUUCAGUGCAUCCGCCUCUCCGAGAUGCCUCAGACCCACCACCAGGCCCUCUUACUUCUGGGCGCUGUCGCUGGGAUAUUUCCUGAUAAGGUUCUGCACAACAUCAUGUCUAUUUUUACGUUCAUGGGAGCCAACGUCAUGCGCCUGGACGACACCUAUAGCUUCCAGGUCAUUAGCAAGACGGUGAAGAUGGUCAUCCCGGCGCUCAUUCAGUCUGACACUGGAGGCUCCGCAGAGGCCACGAGGAGCGUGGAGGAGAUCGUGGUGAAGAUCGUCGGCGUGUUUGUGGACGCACUGCCCCACGUCCCGGAGCACAGGCGGCUGCCGGUCCUCGCACAGCUGACUGACACCCUGGGGGCAGAGCGAUUCCUCUGGGUUCUUCUCAUCCUGCUCUUUGAGCAGUAUGUCACCAAAACAGCCCUGGUGGUGGCCGGCGGAGAGAAGGACGCGGUUCUGGAGGCCGACACUGAGUUUUGGAUUUCAGUCUGUUGUGAAUUUAGUGUCCAGCAUCAGAUACAGAGCGUGAUGAAUGUCCUCCAGUACUUGGUGCAGCUGCCAGAGGACCAGGAAGAAACCGCGCCCACACCGGGCCCCGGCAGGAGUGAGUCCCAGGAGGAGCCGCUGCGUGUUCUGGCCGUGGGCGCACACACCGCCAAGCAGCUGCGACACGUCACCUUCCUGUCCGUGUCCUUCAUGGCUCAGCUCCUGGCCUCCAGCAGCUUCCUCAGAAAGGUGGUGGAGAGUGGUGGCCCCCAGGCGCUGGCCGGCCUCGAACAGAGGUUGCUGGAGGCCGUCCUGGGCUACAUCGACGCGGUGGCGCAGUCCCUGGAGAGGAACACGGACAAGCUGACGGGCAAGUUCUGGCGAGCCCUCCUCAGCAAGGCCUACGACCUGCUGGACAAGGUCAAUGCCCUGCUGCCCACGGAAGCCUUCGUCCCCAUGAUCCGGGGUCUGCUGGAGAACCCGCUGCCGUCCGUCCGCCGGAAGGCUCUGGACCUCCUGAACAGCAAGCUGCAGCACGGCGCCUCCUGGAAGCGGCAGACGGUUUGCCGCUUCCUCGAGCUGGUCCCCAUCCUCCUGGCCUUCGUGAAGCGCAGAAGAAAGACGCUGGAGGAGCCGCCAGUAAACAGACAGACAGCCCUGUUCUCCCUGAAGCUCCUGUGCAGGAACUUCGGUGCCGAGGACCCGCAGCCUUUUGUUGCUGUGCUGAGCGCUGCCGCGAGGCUGACGGCUCCCGAAGCCAGGGAGGAGCGGCACGUCCUGGGCGGCGCGCUGCUGUGCGCGGCGGAGGCCGUGUCCGCGCUGCGGGCGCUGGCCGUCCCCCAGCUGCCCAGCCUGAUGCCGUCGCUGCUGACAGCCAUGAAGAACGCCUGCGAGCUGGCGGCGGGCGAGCCCUACCUGCUCAGCGCCCUGGCGGCCCUGCAGAAGGUGGCGGAGACCCUGCCGCACUUCCUCAGCCCCUACCUGGAAGGCAUCCUGCUGCAGGUGAUUCACGUGGAGAAAAUCACCAGCGAGCUGGGCGCUGCCUCCCAGGCUAAUGUCCGUCUUGCGUCCCUUAAAAAGACACUGGCUGGCACUCUGUCACCACGAGUCUUCCUGCCAGCCGCCAGCAAAACAUACAGGCAGAUUGAGAAGACCUGGAAGAGUCACAUGGGCCCGUGCAUGAGCAUCCUGCGUGAGCACCUCGGAGUCAUGAAGAAGGAGGAGCUGGCCUCCCACCAGCCGCAGCUCACCGCCUUCUUCCUGGAGGCCCUGGACUUCCGAGCCCAGCACGCCGAGGGUGACCUGGAGGAAGUUGGGAAGACAGAGAACCAUAUCAUUGACUGUCUGGUCGCCAUGGUGGUGAAACUCUCCGAGGUCACGUUCAGACCCCUGUUCUUCAAGCUGUCUGACUGGGCCAGAGCGGAGGACGCCCCAAAGGACAGGCUGCUGACGUUCUGCAACCUGGCGGACCGCAUCGCUGGCACGCUCAGAGGGCUCUUCACCCUGUUUGCCGGCCACCUAGUGAAGCCCUUUGCUGACACCUUGAACCAGGUGAACAUCUCCAAAACAGACGAAGCGUUUUUUGACUCUGAAAAUGACCCUGAAAAGUGCUGCCUGCUACUGCAGUUUAUUUUGAACUGCUUGUAUAAAAUCUUCCUUUUUGACACCCAGCAUUUCAUAAGUAAAGAGAGAGCAGAGGCCUUGAUGACGCCGCUGGUGGAUCAGCUGGAAAACAGGCUCGGGGGAGAGGAGAGGUUCCAGGAGCGGGUGACACGGCACCUGGUCCCGUGCAUCGCACAGUUCUCCGUGGCCGUGGCCGACGACUCCCUCUGGAAACCACUCAACUACCAGAUUCUGCUCAAGACCAGAGACUCCUCGCCCAAGGUUCGAUUUGCUGCUCUGAUUACUGUGUUAGCAGUGGCUGAAAAACUGAAAGAGAACUAUAUCGUCUUGCUGCCAGAAUCCAUUCCUUUCUUAGCUGAGCUGAUGGAAGACGAGUGCGAGGAGGUGGAGCGCCAGUGCCAGAGGACCGUCCAGCGGCUGGAAGCUGUGUUGGGAGAGCCCCUCCAGAGCUACUUCUAGGACGCGGCUCUUGGUAUCUCAGACUGUUCCGCGUUGAGAUCGUCCAGUUUACUCUGGAGUGUUGAGGACCAUGUUACUUUUGGUGCCUUAACACCUCCUCAGACUUCCUUACAAAACUCCCCCCUGGUUUGUGCCCCGCGCAGGCCCCUCCCGCUGGUUGUGGAGAUGUCACCGAGUAAAGGACAGUGCUGUCCCCGUG
This is a messenger RNA of Camelus dromedarius (Arabian camel), 6780 nucleotides long. It is a transcript of the gene HEATR1, whose product is annotated as HEAT repeat containing 1. Bases 153 to 6581 code for a protein of 2142 amino acids. Lineage: Eukaryota; Metazoa; Chordata; Mammalia; Artiodactyla; Camelidae. Gene Ontology annotation, cellular component: small-subunit processome; t-UTP complex; 90S preribosome. Gene Ontology annotation, biological process: maturation of SSU-rRNA from tricistronic rRNA transcript (SSU-rRNA, 5.8S rRNA, LSU-rRNA); positive regulation of transcription by RNA polymerase I. Gene Ontology annotation, molecular function: snoRNA binding. The transcript is spliced from 45 exons. The record is from RefSeq and is a predicted model, not a curated record.